UGAAAGCAUUGGAGUCCUUCAGCACGGCCGAGACAAUGCUCAACAGAUGCUCAACUCGUAUGGGUACCAUCAACCAUUACAUCUUGACUCCCAAUGGGAACGGCAUCCAGUCAUGUCGGAUUCUUCCCUUUGCACUCGAGACAUCGCGAGUCUGCAUGCUCCCAAGACCGGCCCAUCAAUCCAAUUUUCUCAUCCUCCAUCAGUUAGGAGCAGCGAAGCACUCCGGACAUCAUUUCAGGCUGCUUCCCGAUUGCAAGUACCACACGAACAUCGAGUUGAAGCGGUCUUGGGAAGCUACCGAAGAGAUGAUGAGCAAAGGACUGGGUCCCGAUACAUGGGCGGCCGUUGUGGAGGCUCUGACUGCCAUUCUUCAUUUGGGCAAUGUCACGGCCAACAACUUCAAGGCGAUUGAAGACGCCAGCCUGGGGCUGGGGGUGACUAGCGCCGAGCUCGCCGACUAUCUCCUGAAGUCUGCAUUGCCGGAAGGCUCUAGGAAGAGCUCAGAACAGGUCACGGUCACAAGGGAUGCUAUGAUCAAAGCUUUGUACCGCGCUUUGCUGGACGUGAGCAUGAGGACUGCUCUAUAAUUGACGCAUCAGUUUGUCGUACAACAGAUCAACGAGCAAGGCGGAGC
This is a messenger RNA of Kockovaella imperatae, 634 nucleotides long. RefSeq lists its product as hypothetical. NCBI's taxonomy places the organism in Eukaryota, Fungi, Basidiomycota, Tremellomycetes, Tremellales, Cuniculitremaceae. The coding region runs from base 36 to 587 and encodes 183 amino acids. The transcript has 2 exons. The record is from RefSeq and is a predicted model, not a curated record.